Radiomyces spectabilis is the source of this 3306-nucleotide messenger RNA. RefSeq names its product chitin synthase-domain-containing protein. NCBI's taxonomy places the organism in Eukaryota, Fungi, Mucoromycota, Mucoromycetes, Mucorales, Radiomycetaceae. Gene Ontology annotation, molecular function: chitin synthase activity. Gene Ontology annotation, cellular component: cell septum; cell periphery. The record is from RefSeq and is a predicted model, not a curated record. The transcript has 5 exons. Bases 1 to 3306 code for a protein of 1101 amino acids.
AUGCCGGUUCGUUAUGACAAUCAUAUCGGCGGAGGUCAACCUGGCCAGGACUAUUCCUAUCAACCCCCUGCCGAUAAUAACUACUACUACAACACAGGCACUGCUUCGGUAGGACGAAGGGCCACUACGCUUGGACGUGCACCUACCCGUCGUAUCGUUCCUGGAGCCAACAGUAUCGCCAAUGCACCACAAAAUAUCCAGCGUGGUCGUACCUUGAUUCGACCUGAUCGUUAUCAGGAACCGCCGCCGUUAAUGACGGGUAAACCUACUACACAACGCAGUCUUUUCGAUCCUUGGGUCCUACUUUCCCGCAUCGUCACAUUUUGGGCAUUACCCCCCAUGUUGAAAGCCAUGAAGAUGCCUGAUAAAGGCAUGCAACAAGCGUGGAGAGAGAAAAUCACGUUAUGCUUUAUUAUCGCAUGCAUGGGAGGGUUCGUCGCUUUUAUUACGAUUGGUCUCAGCUCAGUUUUGUGUCCGCCCGAUCAGGCUCUCAACCAACAGAAUUACGCAUCGUACGAUGAUCCUAUCAACAGUGCUUCACUACUGGGCGUGCUAGGCUGGCAGUUUAACAUCACCGAAUCUAAACCUACUGAUAACGUCAACUUUUACCAAUUGGCACAAACGCCAGGCACCGAUAUCACCAAUUAUUUCCAGCAUGGCACCAAUAUCCCCGCUUGUCAGAGUCUCGCCGGUUCUCCAGCAGCAGCUUUCCAAGCUGUCACUUUUGAUCCCUGCUCGGCCAAUAACGGUCACAACGGUUGCAGCCUUGGACCGUUAUCGCUGGCAACAUUUGAUCAAGUCGGCAUCAAAAACACCUCUCGCCAGGUCGGCUUUGACUGGGCCCAGCUCGCAUUACCGAAAUUGCAAAACUACUUUGUUAUCGAUGGCAACGUGUUGAAUAUGGAUCCAUACAUUGCAGCUCAUCCCCAACCUAUCCAGGGAGACGAUCUCGAUGGCGUCAUUCGCACCAUUCUGAAUCAGACAUUUGCUGAAGGAGGCCGAGAUGGCACCAAACUGAUGUUCCGUCGCAGCGAAUUACAAUCGUCCAUCAACUGUCUGGUCCAAAAGUACAAAGCCGGUCACAUUGACAAAUCAACGCCUGGAUGUUUUACCGCAUCGAUUGUUUUGGUGUGCUCGCUAUUUGUGGUCUUGUCCAUUGUGUUGGCCCGCUUCUUCAUGGCGCUUAUCUUUUCAUGGUUCAUUUCACGCAAGCUUUCUCGAACUCCGCCCGACACGGGGGGAAUGAGAGCGCCGACUCAUGUUUUACCCAAUCAGACCAUGGAGAUGUCCGAUAUUCGAUCUGGGGCUGCCGCCAAAACGAAUCCAAGCACGUUUGGCGGCUCUUUUUCCGUCGAUGUCGGUAACGACCUCUACACGGUGAUGUUGAUUACGUGUUAUUCCGAGAAUACCGAGGGCAUUCAGGCCACUGUCGAAUCGCUCUCCAUGACGGAUUACCCCGACGAUCGUAAAUUGCUCUUUUUGAUUGCUGACGGUAUUAUCACCGGUCAUGGUGAGACCAUUUCCACCCCAGAUAUGUGUCUUGGAUUGGUUACCUUUGACAAUCCUGAAAUGAAGAAUCCCGAGCCCAAAUCCUACAUUGCUGUUGCCAACGGUGCCAAACAACACAACUGCGCCAAGGUGUAUGCGGGACAUUAUGUAUGCAAGGGCCAUAAAGUACCUAUGAUUCUCGUGGUCAAAUGUGGCAAUCCGGACGAACAAGGCAAACCCAAGGCGGGCAAUCGCGGCAAACGUGAUUCUCAGCUUAUUUUGAUGAAUUUUUUCAGUCGCGUCACCUACAAUGAUCGUAUGACUCCUUUGGACUACGAACUAUUUCAAAAGAUUACCUAUUUGAUGAAAGUCACCCCGGAUCAUUUCGAGCUGGUACUCAUGGUGGAUGCUGAUACCAAAGUCUAUCAAUCGUCAUUACGGUUACUUGUCAACUGCAUGGUGAACGACAAUCUGAUUAUGGGUCUGUGUGGUGAAACCAAGAUUGCCAAUAAGCGCGAUUCAUGGGUCACUGCCAUUCAAGUGUAUGAAUAUUUCAUCUCGCAUCAUUUGGCCAAAGGAUUCGAAGCGGUUUUCGGUGGUGUGACAUGUUUGCCGGGCUGUUUCUGUAUGUAUCGUCUCAAGGCACGGAAAGGUGAUGGCGACUGGAUCCCCAUUAUUACGAAGCCUGAAAUUGUUCAAGAAUAUUCUUCCAAUACCAUCGAUACCCUCCAUCAAAAGAACUUGCUCCUGCUUGGUGAAGAUCGUUUCUUGACAACGCUGAUGCUUCGUAACUUCCCUUUCCGAAAAAUGGUCUUUACACCGCAAGCCAUUUGUAAGACGGUGGUUCCUGAUGAAUUCAAGGUGCUGUUGUCCCAGCGACGUCGUUGGAUCAAUUCCACCAUUCACAACUUGUUUGAAUUGGUGCUUGUGCGUAACCUGUGCGGUACUUUUUGCUUCUCGAUGCAGUUCGUGGUGAUGAUGGAUUUGGUCGGUACAUUGACUUUACCUGUGGCCAUUGUACUGACGGUGGUAUUGAUCGUCUCCAUGGCCCAAACUCAAAUCACAAGUUUGACGAUGGCGGUACCUCUUAUUCUGCUUAUCAUUGUGCUAUUUUCACCGGCGUUCCUCAUCCUGAUUACCACACGCAAAUGGGUCUACCUGAUGUGGAUGUUUGUCUACUUAUUGGCACUUCCGAUUUGGAACUUUGUGUUGCCUGUGUAUUCUUUCUGGCAUUUCGAUGACUUUUCCUGGGGUGAAACUCGUAAGGUGGAAGGUGAACAAAAGGGUGACGAUCACAGCAAGGGCGACGGUCAGUUCGAUCCUUCCAAGGUACCUUUGAAGCGUUGGGAAGAUUACGAACGCAAACGUGUACGUGCAAACAAGCGACGUGAACGCAAAGAGCGGCAACUACGUGAAAUGGGUCCUGUCCAUUUGACACAUUCCGUUGUGGCUCCGGGUGAAGAUGAAAGCAAACGUGGUUUACUGGCGGAUCCCGGCAUUGAUGAUGAUUCAGGCUCCAACAUUUCAUUUGGUGGUGCUUCGGAUAUCUCGCAGGCCAAUCCGAUGCAUUACUUUGAUCCUUCGAGAGAAGCUCCCGCCAAAUCUGGCUCAGGUUACUAUCCCGCUUAUCGACCGCAAUCACAGGCCCCCGCAAGGAAUAAUCCUCCCCUACAACCUCAUCCUACAGCUUCCGGUCCAUGGGGCUCUCAUCAAGGAAGCUUCGCAUCCUCUCCCGGUACACCACCCACUGGUCCCGGCCAAUAUGUCGGUAGCCGGCCAGCUCCCCCUUCCAAUCAAAACUCCUUCCAUGGUUUUUAA